This is a messenger RNA of Tauraco erythrolophus (red-crested turaco), 409 nucleotides long. NCBI's taxonomy places the organism in Eukaryota, Metazoa, Chordata, Aves, Musophagiformes, Musophagidae. The record is from RefSeq and is a predicted model, not a curated record.
CCUGACGGCCGUCCGCCUCUACAGCAUCACCGUCCUGCUGGGCGCUGCCCUCCUCCUCCUCCUCCUCCCGCUGGCACCCGGCAGCACCCAGGCUCCGAGCGACACUAAGCAGGAGGACCUGGAGCGGGAUUUGGCCAUGGAAAGCAUCCUGGGCCCACGAGCCGUGGAGAUGCUGGAGGAGGGGGAGAUCACCGAAGAGGUGGAACCAGGUAUAAAGGUCUUCUCCAGCAGUGCCUGGGCUCAGUGGGGCCACCACCAAGUCCAGGUGGAACCAGAAGAGGACCUCGAUCACCUCCACCACCCCGAGGACGACGCCAGGGAGGCUAACGACCACGGCUCACCCCAGAUGCUGUCCCUGGAGGUGGAGAAUGGCCCGGAGGAGGACCUCGAUCAUCUCCACCACAGCUGA